GACACCAUUGGCGUUCACAACGCAAGCUUCUCCGCAAAGCACAGAAUCACAAACAGAAAGUCCGAAGGGGAAUUCAUUACCUUCUGGAGUCGUUGCAGCUGGAAGCUCGGUGGUCAUCCUCUUCAUCUUAGUGGUAAUCGUUUUAACCACCGUCUUGUUCAGAAGGCGUCGUGCGGCUAAACCUGUCUCACCCGAUGAUGAAAACGAAAUGGAGAACUAUGCCGCGGUUGCAAACUGCUACGAAGAUAGCAAGCCAGCAGACAGUACUCCUCACGAACCAUAUUAUCUAACACUUGAGCCAGACAGCGAUAAAAAUGGCGGAUUUGGGACUUCCGUUGCUGAGCAACCCUCUCCGCAUCUUUGGAAGGGCGUGACACAGGAUGACACACCCUCUGUCAUCAAGGGUUCGAAUGGUUGGAAUAAAACUGAUACCGAAGAUGGUUUCGUGGAUAAUGUUUUAUAUGGAACAAAUGAUGAACAAUCUGUGAGCCCGUCAUCAUUGAAUCAUAACUCUACUGAUCAUAAGGCAGCGAAACACCACGCCAUAACUAAAUCUCAUCAAGGUCCUGGACGUCCAAAACCUGGUAAUCCCACGAGCGGUGCUCCCGAAACUGAUGAGGACGCUUAUGAAGGUUAUGAAGAUGAAAAGGUUAUGGUUGACAACGAGCUUUACGGUGCUCCAUCCCAGGUAACUCCUCGCGCUCACAAACACGGCGCGGUGGCUGAUCAGGACAAUGACGCCGUUUAUGAAAACCCCGACGGGAACGUCUAUGAAACUUAUGAGGAAGAAGACUCAAUGAUCGACAACGAACUCUACGGUGCAGCAACCCCGCCUACUCCCCGUGCUGAUAAUACGAACGAUCCGGUGAUUGGCGAGGGGGACGCUGCCGUAUGUGAGGGAAGCCCACCAGAGGUCACCAAUGCAUCAACCCUGAUACUAGGAUCAGCGUAUCAAGAUAUAGCUAAAUUCCAAUGGGGAAUUCAACAACUAAUGGAGGUGUACAGGUGUUGUGCGGCCAAGCCAACAGGCCACACUCCUCACGAACCACAUUUUCCAACCGUUGAAGCAGACAUCGAUCAAAAUGGCGGAUUUGAGAAUUCCGUUGCUGAGCAACCCUCUCCGCAUCUUGGUUUCGAGGAUAGAGUUUUAUAUGGAACAAGUGAUGAACAAACUGUGAGGCCGUCAUCGUUGGAACGUAAUUCUACUGAUCAAAGUCCUGGACGUCCAAAACUUGGUCAUCCCGGCAGCGGUGCUCCCGAAACUGAUGAGGACGCUUUUGAAGGUAAUGAAGAUGAAGAGAUUAUGGUUGACAACGAGCUUUACGGUGCUUCAUUCCCGACAACUCCUCGAGCUCAUAAGGUCGGUCCGGUGGUUGAUCAGGGAGAUGACGCCGUUUAUGAAAUCCCAGACGGGAGCGAUCCGGUGGUUGGCGAGGGGGACGGUGAGAUGUAUCAAAACACCGAAUUCCAUUCAGUGCCAACUAACUUGACAGCGGAUGAACUUUACAAAAGCGUAGAUGAAAUUUAA
Messenger RNA from Strongylocentrotus purpuratus (purple sea urchin), 1528 nucleotides. RefSeq lists its product as uncharacterized. The transcript has 7 exons. Lineage: Eukaryota; Metazoa; Echinodermata; Echinoidea; Camarodonta; Strongylocentrotidae. The record is from RefSeq and is a predicted model, not a curated record. The coding region runs from base 209 to 1528 and encodes 439 amino acids.